Messenger RNA from Lepisosteus oculatus (spotted gar), 1351 nucleotides. RefSeq names its product cation channel sperm-associated auxiliary subunit TMEM249. The record is from RefSeq and is a predicted model, not a curated record. Lineage: Eukaryota; Metazoa; Chordata; Actinopteri; Semionotiformes; Lepisosteidae.
GGCAAAUUGGUUUGUAAAGAUUAUUUUAUGAACACAAAGAAUCCAAGUCUUCAGAGUAUCUUGAAUUAAAAUGUUCUGUUUCUUUUUGGUUCACAAUAUUCUGCAUAAUUCACUUUGCUCCAGGUUCCUAUAAUAUUUGAUGAUGACAAUUAUGGAUGCAGAGCCAUCAGUGAUGUAAAAUCAAGGAAGAGCUGAGGACUUCAAUUGAAUUUAAUUAUGCCACCAUGCCAACAGGCAUUUUCAGCACGUGGGAUUACAAAAUCUUCAAAGCGGAGCAAGCUCUCAAUAGCAAGCUGAAAAAGAACUCCUAUCACCCUUUCGUUCUGAAGAGGCACAACGUACUGGUGAUGGAGUACCUGCACGAGGACCUGUGGAAGGGCGUGCUGCUGCUGGUCGCCUCCGUCGUCGGCAACGCGCUCUACCUCAGCCGAGACGUCAAGGACUUUCACCAGUACGCUGGCUACCUGGUGUUCUGCCUGUGCCUGGCACUGUGGCUCAUUGCCUCCAGCUCCUUCCGGAGGAAGCUGGUGGUCGACCACACCGCGGGCGCCUACAGGUUCUACAUCCACGGGCGCCUCCGGCACCAGGGCCCUCUGCACCAGAUCUACAUCCGCAUGAGGGCGCAGAAAAGUGGCCAAGGUCGUCUCCUGUACAAACUCAUCCUACACGGCUACAAACUAGAAGAACAACAGCUGAGUGGAUUUUGUGAAAAAUAUGAGCUGUUGGAGAUACUAGGGAGAAGAAUGGCCUCAAAGCUCAAUAUCAACUACUUUGACUACCAGGACGUUUCAACACGGCAUCUUGUCAACCAGUGGCCCAAGCGUCACACCAUCGCGGAGGAGAAGGCAGCGCCAGUGUAGAGAGCAAGUAACAACUGCAAUUUAGGGCUGUCCAUGGAACAAUUCUUCUACAAUUUCUGCUCAUUUUUAAGCACAGGAAUCCAUCUGACUGAACUCAGUUCUCUCAAAAUUUUAAAAAACAAUUUAAAACACUUAUCACUGAAUUUAUAAAUAAAAUCAGACGACAAGAUAGCAGUUAACUGGGCAUAGAAAGACUUCUCAAAAGCAAAGUGAUUUUAAUCCUAAAAAAGGCAAAACAGAAACUAAUGGAAUGUAGCAUUUACAACCGAAAAAACUCAAAAAAAAAUAUGGCACAAAUCAUUAGCUUAACUUAAUCAUUGCACUGGAGUUCACAAACUCUAACGUAAGAAAACAAAAAAACAAAGUAAAAAGCACAUGAAUGUAUGGGGGCCACUCAAGAAGAAGUAUAUCAGAAAACCGUUUGGUCAGUUUUUUUGUUUUACUUUUGGACAUUUUUUUCUUGUAAAAGAUAAAAAAAUGAAUUCCAAACA